AGACGAGCAUUGGCUCUCUGUGCACGAAGGACGUUGGUAGGGACCCGACGAAAAGAGAAAGCCCGUUCUUGCUAAUCAGGCCCCGCCCCACAGACAUAUAUUUCGCAGUUAUGCCGCUAUGCUCCUCCCUUCCUCCUGAAAUCUAUACUCUGAUUGCAGCGCAUCUCGGUCUCGGCGACGUCUAUGCUUGUGUCUUUGUCUGCAAAGAGUGGUAUCAAAACUUUGUGCCUACACUAUACACUUCGUUGAAUGUAAGACAGUUUCGACCCGAUGCCUAUAACAGUGUUCGACUGUCAUCGCCGUUGUUGGGUCCAGCCGUUCGCGAACUGUCUAUCGACGAAGGCGUCUUGACCGAUGGUGCAAUAAAGAGCUUUGGCACAGUAUGUCCGCACAUCACAUCCCUGUAUUUUCACUGGCUAUACGGAAUAAGCAGUAGAACAUCUUCGCGUCGUUUGAAAAACAACAUCGAUCCACACUACUCUUCUCACUCGUGCAUACCCUUGUUAAAGUCGAUCCACGCAACAACACAGCUCCAACGUUUAAUGCUCUGUUGCUUUGGAGUAACCGCAACCGAUGAUAUCGCCAACUCUCCUUCCUAUAAGAUCGAGUUCCUCAAUCAAACCUUGUGUCACACGCCUAAUUUACGCUCACUAUCCUUAAUUGGCGUAUUGCCAACACUGCGCGCUACGGAUUUGGAUGUCAUCCAUUCGCACUGUCCGCAAUUAUCCGAACUAAAACUGACCGGUGCAAAUGCGCUUUUGACUGGCGGUAGUGCCGACCAAGGCGUUGAUACGGGAUAUCCACACAUGAGAAGAAUUGCGCUCGUUUACCCUUCAGGGUGGUCUAGGAUUGCGGAUUGGUUGUAUGGCUUGUCUCGUCGUUAUCCAAAUCUCCAAGUUUUGGAUCUCGAAGACUCGGCUCGAGGAUCCAUAAUUCCUCGCACUGACAAUGCAGUGCUCGAACAAGCUUUCUCUGCUUUUGCUAGCCAACAUUGCAACAGUCUUGAAAAAGUGCGGCUUGUUCACUUGAAUAUACUCUGUUUCCAGGUCUAUCGAUCUUUUCUGGCUCCACUGUCCAAGUUACGCGAUCUGACUCUGCAUGACCGCAAGUCUAUGGAUAUCGGCGAGCUGCUGGACACGCUAUCGCCUCCGAUGUCCCACAACUGCAACAACAGCCUUGUGUCCCUGGAUACACACCAGUCCUCAUCACGUGGUCCGGCUACCGUGCUCUCAGGCCGCUGCAUAGCAUUCCUGACGACACUCAAUAUUGAUAUGACAAACAAGGACUUUCAUUUUGAAAAUCUACUCGACAGCUGCAACUCUAUAAAGGAGCUUACAAUAACGCAUGGCAACCUGUCCUUUACAGCAACAACACCAGCAAUACAAUGUCGUGCAUCGACAACACUUAAUCAACUGCGACUGAAAAGGACACGUCUUCCAUGCAACAGCAUCACCCUCAUUCUCUCACAUUGUCCGAAACUACGCUCUUUAGAGCUUAAUGUUUGCGGCAUCUAUGCGUCAGACGAAUCACGCGAGAUUCGACUAAAUUUCUCAGCUGCGCCUAUCUUGGAAUCUGUCAGUUUGAUGAACACUAGCGUCAAUUUUAACCUCAAGAAGAAAUCCAAAAACCAACAGUGGGAUCAUAUAUCCAUUUACGCAUUCUCCUGUGGCUCUACAACUUUAAACAUCAAAGCGCCUGCUCGCAAAAAACGUCGCUGCGACCCACAUUCCGAGAACCGACGCUGGUAUUUCAUACCGUACUGGCAAUAUAACUCAAACUGUACACACUUUGAUGUCGAUCCCAACGAGCAACUUUUCGUUGUAAAUCCGGUUUCAAUGAGAGAGUUGGAAGCAAAGCAAAUGGAGAAAGUGAUUGGACAGAAAAAUGAAUGGCAUCCGGAACGCUAUCCUCAGAUCCUUAACGAUCAACACUUUCCCAAUUCAAGGCCGGCUGGUUAUAUGUUCAUAUCGUGCGGACCUAAAUUGAAAUAUUUGCGCAUUAACGGACGAAGACUGCGCAAAGCUUGUUGACACGGUGUGUGAUUCAAAGCAAUACAUUCAAGAACACCUAAAUAAACUUCAUGCGCAGCUCAGACCUGUUUUAAUUCAAUGUUCCAAACCGACCGCGUCUUUUAUUUACACUUGUGCUAUCAUGUGGCAGCAAAAAUACGCGUUUGCUAUUGUACGAGCAGUAAACGGGUUUCGGAAUUAACGUGCCUGAGAAACGAUAGCAACUGUUUCAAAGAUGUCUACUUUGAUGAAAUUUAGCUAUAAUCCAUCCAAAGCAUACAUGCUACAUGCAGCGGGUGUGCUUUUAAAGGAUGAAGAGCGGAAGUGCACAUUAAUAGCUCAUUUAUACCAUGCAAGUGUAUGAAGUACACAACGUUACUAUACAUAAUGCACGUUGUAGUAUCAUUACAUAAACAUAACUCAAC
Zychaea mexicana is the source of this 2434-nucleotide messenger RNA. RefSeq lists its product as uncharacterized. Gene Ontology annotation, molecular function: protein binding. NCBI's taxonomy places the organism in Eukaryota, Fungi, Mucoromycota, Mucoromycetes, Mucorales, Lichtheimiaceae. The record is from RefSeq and is a predicted model, not a curated record. The transcript has 2 exons. Bases 111 to 2030 code for a protein of 639 amino acids.